Lacerta agilis (Sand lizard) is the source of this 3457-nucleotide messenger RNA. RefSeq names its product proline, glutamate and leucine rich protein 1 (gene PELP1). Gene Ontology annotation, biological process: rRNA processing. Gene Ontology annotation, cellular component: nucleus. The transcript has 18 exons. The record is from RefSeq and is a predicted model, not a curated record. NCBI's taxonomy places the organism in Eukaryota, Metazoa, Chordata, Lepidosauria, Squamata, Lacertidae. The coding region runs from base 277 to 3276 and encodes 999 amino acids.
GCGGGGGGGCCUCCGGAGACGCCUCGGGGCCUGGCCGGGCUGCUGCGCUGCGCCAGGGAGGCCGGCGGGGGAGGGGGCGCCCAGGCGUCGCCCACCCUGGGGGGUCUGGUCAGCCUCAGCAACACCCGGCUGGGCUCCAUCAAAACCCGGUUUGAGGGCCUCUGCCUCCUCUCCCUGCUGGUGACGGAGAGCUCCACCGAAGCCUUCAGCCAGAACUGCCUGGGAUGGCUGCGCAGCCUGCAGCACCUCAUUCAGUCUCAGGAUCCGCCCCCCACGAUGGAGCUGGCCGUCCUCAUCCUCCGCGACCUGCUUGAGUAUUCGUGCCAGAUCCCUGAACUGGCAAGAGACAUCGGCACCAACCACAUCCCAGGCCUGCUCACCUCCUUGCUGGCUCUCAAACCCGAGUGCCAGAUUUCCACCCUGGAAGGAAGCAAGGCCUGCAUGAUGUUUUACCCCAGGGCUUGUGGCUCUUUGCGGGGCAAACUGGCAGCCUAUUUCCUGGCCCGCCUGGAUGCAGAGACGCCCCACCUACAACAGCUGGCCUGCGACUGCUACGCCCUCCUGCCCUCCCUGGGCGCCGGCUUCACGCAGGGGCUCAAGUACACCGAGUGCUGGGGGCAGCAGGCCCACUGCCUCCUGGCCACGCUCCACAGCCUGCUUGGGACGCUCUACGAGGGCGCCGAGACAGAUCCUCUGCACUACGAAGGGCCAGGCGUGGAGAUCUUGCUCCCGACCCCCGAAGAUGGGGAGGCCAACUUCAUCCUCCACCUGAAGCAUCGCUUCUCCGGACUGGCCAAGUGCCUCUGCCAGAUGCUCAGUAACGACUUUGUGGCUCCCGUCUCCGUCCCGGUUCAAGACAUCCUGGACCUUGUUUGCCGCGCCCUCAACAUCUCCACGAAGAACAUUAGCUGGUUUGGCGACGGCCCCCUGCGGAUGCUCCUCUUGCCCUCCGUCCACCUGGAAGCCCUGGACCUCCUUUCUGCGCUCAUCUUGGCGUGCGGCCCCCGCCUGGUGCGCUUUGGGGGCACCUUCUGCCGCCUCUUCCCCCAGGUCCUGACCACGUGGAGCAGCGGGCGAGACCUCUUCCCCCCUGGGCAGGAGCGCCCCUACAGUGCGGUGCGGACACGGCUCUACGAAGUCCUGGAUCUGUGGGUCCAGACGGCUGGGGCGGCCUGUGGCAUCCUGCAGGGACCCAGGACCCAGAGCGAGGCCCUGCUGGGUCACCUGAUCAGCGACAUCAGCCCCCCUGCCGACAUCCUCAAGAUGCGGGACAGCCGGCCUGGCUCGGACCUGAAGCCCAGCGCCCCCAAGAAGCCCAAGCUGUCUGACCUGGGCACUUUGGGGUCCCUGCACUCCAAGCAGGACUCCCAGGCCAACAGCAGCACCUGCCUGGCCGCCUUGCGAGGCCUGAGCCGUGCCGUCCUCCUCACUGGAAGCCUGAUGAAGGAGCAGGUCCACAAGAGGCUGCAAGAGCUGGUGGCCCCCCUGCUGAUCCGCCUAGGCCAGGCCGAGACCCUCCCGGGGUCCCCCUAUGCCAGCGCCGCCUGCCGCAGGGAGCUGCACCGCCUCCUCCUGGCGCUGGUGCUGGCCCCCCCACCCUCCUGGCCGCCCCCUUUCCACUGCGCCCUCCGCUUGUUCAGCCAGGGGCGCCUCGACCCCAACCUCCAGGUCUCUUCCUUCUGCACGGAGGCCCUGGCUGUCUGCAAUGCCCUCCUGCACCCCCGGGUGCCCUCCCUUCAGCUUCCGCUGGCCGCCCCUCCAGGGGGUCCCCCAGCACCCCCUCCGGGCCCCUUGGAGCUGUCCCCCGCCCUGGCCUCGCCCUUCCGCCCGGCGCCCCCAGCCCCCUUCUCGGCCCCCCGCCUCCUCCUCCCUCCCCCCGCCUCCUCGGCAGCCAACCCCCUGGGGCUGCCCCCACCAGGCCUGGCAUCGCCGGCCCAGCUGCCCCCCCGCCUGGCCCCCGAGGAGCCCUCCCUGCCCACAUCCCCCGGGGCGGCAGAGGCAGCUCUGGGCGCCAAGCUGCGCCGCCCGGUCUUCAUCCACUUCGACAAAGAGGAGGAGGAGGACGUGGAGAUCUCCCUGGAGAGCGAUUCCGACGACUCGGUGGUCAUCGUGCCCAAGGGGCAGCUCAGCAAGGGCCCGGGGAGCGCCAUGGUAGUGGCGGCGGCCGUGGCCCAGAUCCCCACCCCGCCUGCUCCUCCGCCGGCCCUGCCUGCACCCCCUUCCCCCCCGCCGGCCUCCGAGGAGACCCCUCCAGAGGUGCCUGUCCCGCCCCUCUCCCUGGGUGUGCCCCUGCCCCCUGCCCCGGCCGCUGUCCUGGCGCUCCCCGCCUCCCCUUCCCCCGCAGCCAUAGACCCCCCAUUCCCCGCCUUGGUGGAGGAAGACCCCACGGUCAUCAACAUCAACAGCAGCGAGGAGGAAGAGGACGAUGAAGACGACUAUCCGGAGGAUGAGGAAUACUUUGAGGAGGACGAGGAAGAGGAGGAAGAGUACGAUGAGGAGGACGAGUUUGGGGAGGAUCUGGAGGAUGAAGAGGAUGAGGAGUUUGACGAGGAGGAAGGCCUGACGGAGGAGGAAGAGGACGAGGAGGAAGGCCUGACAGAAGAGGAGGAGGAGGAAGAGGGGGAGGAGGAGGAGCGGAGGAUGCUGCCCCCACUGCCGCCCCACCGCAAUGAUGAGGAGCCGCCGGAGCUCUUGCCCGUCAAGGAUGAGCCCCCCAAGUUGGAAGAGGAGGAAGAGGACGGCGAGGAAGACGAAGAGGCGGCCGCCGGACUCCUGAUGGAGGUGGAUGAGGAAGCCUUCCACCCCCCAGAGGAAAUGGCAGAGGAGGAAGAGGAAGGAGACCGGCCAGAGCGGGACCCGGGGAAGGCAGAAGGCCAGGCGUCUCCUUUGCGGACGGCCGAAGGGCAGCCCCCCCUCCCCAGCACGGCCCCCCUGCUCUCCGUGAAGCUGGAGGAGGAGCAGGGUGAGAAGCAGCCCCCCGAGGAGGAGGAGGAGGAGGGCCCUGUAGCUGCAGCUGCCCCCCAGACCACGUCUCCGCAACAGCAGGAGGAAGAAGAGGAGGAGGAGGAGGAGGAGGAAGUGGUGGUACACGAAGGGGGCCGGAGAGAGCCAGGAGGGCUGGUCCCCGAGGCUGCAGCGCUGCAGGGAGAGUCGGAGAAGCAGGAGCCGCCACCGGGCGAGGAGGGCACAGAAGUGGAUGAAACAGAAGCCAUGUUGGCUGACUUUGUGGACUGUCCCCCAGAUGAGGAGAAAGUGCCGUCUGAACCCAGUUCCUGAGGGGGCGCUGGAGCCGCCGUGGUCAAUGGUGGUAGGCGAAAUGGGGGCUGAGAAGAGGGGCACUGUGAUCCCUGAAACAGAUGCUUUCCACUGUACACAUCACUGCCUUCUGGACUUGGAAGCCUCCAUAUUCUAUUUUUUAUGUGUUUGUGUUUUGGGGGGAGGAAGAUUUUGGGUUUGU